Messenger RNA from Ascochyta rabiei, 942 nucleotides. RefSeq lists its product as uncharacterized. The coding region runs from base 1 to 942 and encodes 313 amino acids. The transcript has a single exon. The record is from RefSeq and is a predicted model, not a curated record. NCBI's taxonomy places the organism in Eukaryota, Fungi, Ascomycota, Dothideomycetes, Pleosporales, Didymellaceae.
AUGUCCCCUUCCUUUCUCAUCGUUGGUGCGACUGGCAACACCGGGCGUGGUGUUGUCGAAACCCUCUCCAAGCUCCUUCAAACGAGCCACACGUUUUCCGAUCACCGCAUCCUCGCUCUGACACGUUCCUCGAACAGCUCCACCGCACACGAACUCUCCAAGUUACCCCAUGUCGAAGUUCUCGAGCAUAAAUGGUCAGAGAUCACCGCUCAGUGGUUGCGUGAACAUGAGGUAGUUCGUGCCUUCAUCGCCUCGCACAACCAGCCCAACCAAUUUGCCGAAGAAUCCACAUUCCACCUUGCAGCCCUGCGCGCUGGCGUCAAGUACGUUGUGCGGAUCUCGACAACGGCGGCAAACGUGCGUUCUGACUGCGAUGCAUACUACCCACGUACGCAUUGGGCUAUUGAAACAAUGCUCGAUUCUCCAGCCUUCGAAAACUUGCAGUGGACGUCGCUGCAGCCCAACGUUUUCACGACCUUUUAUCUAAGCGGUGCCGCCGAGCUCAUCAAGAAAUUCCGCGAUGGGGGAGAGCAAAAUACGCUCAGCAUGAUGGCAGAUGCAAACACACCGGUCGGCGUCAUCGACCCCCACGAGGUCGGUGUCGUAGCUGCGCGGCUCUUGCUCCAGGACGAUACCUCCACCCACAGCAAGCGCAAGUAUGUCCUCAACGGUCCUGAGGACAUCACAGGCAAUCAGAUUGUUGCGAUGGUGGAAGAGCGCAUUGGUGUCAAGGUCAAAGACGUCAAGUUCAAGGAUUUGUCAUUCUUGAAAGACAUGGUGGCGGCAUCGCAAGAGUCGCCAAACGUUAUCAUGUCCAUUGAACACGCCCCAGAAACGGCAUGGCAAGGACUGUGCAAAGCUGAAACGACAAGCAAGGAGGUGCUCGAGCUUGCGGCGCCGAAGAAGUCGCCUGCUGAUAUUCUGGGAGAGAUGCUGCAAUAG